Messenger RNA from Kickxella alabastrina, 342 nucleotides. RefSeq names its product Bromodomain-containing protein. Gene Ontology annotation, molecular function: protein binding. The record is from RefSeq and is a predicted model, not a curated record. Lineage: Eukaryota; Fungi; Kickxellomycota; Kickxellomycetes; Kickxellales; Kickxellaceae. The annotation marks the transcript as partial. Gene Ontology annotation, cellular component: SAGA complex; SLIK (SAGA-like) complex. The transcript has a single exon.
AUGUCGACGCGCGAGCUCAGCCACCUGCUCUCGGAGGUCCGACCGAAGCGCACAAAGUGGGCCAACGACCGGCGCGUCGGGCAGGUCGAGCUCUAUGACGCGCUGGAGCUGGUGCUGCAGGAGCUUAAGGCAGUGGGCGAGGCGGCCGUGCCGUUCCUGCAGCAGGUCAAGCGCAAGGACGCGCCCGACUACUACAAGGUCAUCAAGCACCCGAUGGACCUUGCGGCGAUGGCCAAGAACCUGCGCAGCGAGGUUUACAAUAGCAAGCGGCAGUUUGCCGACCACCUGCAGCUGAUCCGCGACAACUGCUACACAUACAACACCGACCCCGGCAACUACUAC